AACUGGGUACAUGUAUGCGGUUGUACGAACUGCUACGUUGGGAGACCUUAGCUAUGCUGAGAUGAUAAAAAAAUGCCCUUCUAAAUUUGUGAUUAUUCACUGUGGAAAGGACAUUUUCUGUACGGAAGAAAAUGAAAUCCCCUCAUUCCCUCAAAUCACUCAUUACACUGUGCCACUCAAGCUCCUCUCAGCGAUAGUACGUUCCCGGAGCGAGAGUGUAACGAUGGUGUCACGCGCUGGGAAGGAGCUUGUGUGCCACUGAGUAGCGCUGCUGUGGAGUUCGCAUAAGUCACAUGAUCAAACAUUGUCACAUGAUCACAGCCGACAGGCUUUAAAGUUAAAACAAAUGUGGGCGUUUGUUACAUCUUGAGCUAAGUAUCGUGACAAAGAUGCAUCUUUCAGAAGUGUUGCUUUUCUGUGCAUGCUGCACUGUUUUGUCAGCGACGUCAAGUCGCCCAAACAUUAUUUUCAUCCUCGCUGACGAUUACGGAUUCCAUGAUAUCGGGUAUCACAACUCGGAAAUAAAAACUCCAAACCUUGACAAGCUGGCUGCAGCCGGGGUGAAGCUAGAAAACUAUUAUGUCCAGCCAAUCUGCACCCCCACACGGAGCCAGUUCAUGUCAGGGAGGUACCAGAUUCACACUGGCUUACAACAUGGCAUCAUCUGGGCGUCCCAGCCCAACGGCCUGCCGCUGGAUAGCGCCACAGUUGCAGACAGGAUCCGAGCUGCAGGGUAUUCCACUCAUGCUGUUGGCAAAUGGCAUCUGGGUUUCUACAAGGAAGAAUACCUCCCUACCAACAGGGGAUUUGAUUCAUACUAUGGCUACCUGACAGGCAGCGAGGACUACCUCACACACAAGCGUUGCGACAACCACAAUUACAGCCUUGGGGACAUCUUUGAAGACCCCAAUACUUAUGGUAAUCUCAAGGCCGAUUUUUGUGGCCUUGACCUUCAUGAUGAUACAAAGCCUGUUUUCAAUGAGACCGGGCACUAUUCAGCACAUCUGUUCACAGAGAAGGCUAUCAAUGUGAUCGAGAAUCAUGAGGAGUCAAAACCAUUCUUCCUGUACAUGGCCUAUCAGUCUGUGCACGCCCCCCUGCAGGUUCCCAGCAAAUACUUGGACCAGUACAGUCAUAUCCAGGACAUGCAGAGACGCACUUAUGCUGGGAUGACCUCAUGUAUGGACGAGGGGAUCGGGAACAUCACUGCAGCUCUCAAGGCUACUGGCCAGCUGGAGAAUACUCUCAUUGUAUUUUCCACUGACAAUGGUGGUCAGAUCCAUGCUGGAGGGAACAACUGGCCACUGAGGGGAUGGAAGGCGUCAUUAUGGGAAGGGGGGUUCCAUGGUGUGGGCUUUGUGUAUGGUGAGAUGCUGAAGAACAAAGGAACUGUCAAUCAUGAGCUGAUCCAUGUUUCUGAUUGGUUCCCCACAUUGGUGGGUGUGGCUGGUGGGAACACCAAUGGAACAAAGCCUCUGGAUGGAUUUGACCAAUGGACAACCAUCAGUGAAGGUGAGGCCAGCCCCAGGAAGGAGCUCUUACACAACAUUGACAUCAUGGCGCAUCCCAAGGGAGAGAAGCUGUAUAACAACACCUUUGACACACGGAUCAGAGCAGCUAUACGAGUAGGAGACUGGAAGCUCAUCACUGGAAAUCCAGGAAACAGCAGCUGGAUCCCGCCUCCACAUCUCAGUAAGGAGAUGGUUGUUGACCAAGGUGAUAGCAAGAAGAACCUAUGGCUGUUCAACAUAGCAAAGGAUCCAACAGAACACAUGGAUGUGUCAGCCACAAACCAGGACAUUGUUAAGAAGAUGCUGGACCGACUAGCCUACUACCAGAGCACAGCAGUACCCCCUGUGUACCCCCCUCCUGACCCAAAGUGUGACCCCAAACUACACGGAGGGGUGUGGGGGCCAUGGGAGUAACCAUAAUUUACCACACACUCGCCUAUUGAAGAUAGGGGCAGGGCAGGUGGUUCAUGUUGUCUCUAACUUGAUUUAUGUUAACAUCCUGAUAUAAACUGUUGUUGAUUAAUUGAAAAAAACACAGCCGAAAGUAACCAAGUCCCUUGUAAGUGUAGUUAUAGCUCCUUUGAAAUGUAACUGGAUGCUUCUUGGACAUAACAUUUGAAUCAGAUCCGUAAUAUUACCUUUGAAGAUCAAUCCUUUAGAUAUGACUUGCAGCCCCUUUGGAAGAUGACUCAACUUUUUUAAAUGUAACUUGGUUGGUAGUUCAUUACUUUGAAAUUGAACUUGGGUCUACUUUGGCUGGUUGCUCGAUUCUUUGGAAUUGAAUUUUGAUCUUCUUUUAAUGGUAGCGUGAUCCUUUGGAUAUAACUAGAAUCUUGUUUGGAUGGUACCUCGAAACUUUUGAAAGUACCUUGGAUCUUCUUUGAAUGGUAGCUUGACCUUUUCGAAAGUAACGUGGAUCUUCUUUGGAUGGAAGCUUGAUCCUUUGGAAAGUAACUUGGAUCUUCUUUGGUUGGUAGCGUGAUCAUUUGAAUGAAAUUUGGAUCUUCUUUGAUUGGUAGCUCAAUCCUUAGGAAAGUAAUUCGGAUCUUCUGUGGUUGGUAGCUCAGUGCCGUGGAAAAUAAUUUGAAUCUUCUGUGGCUGGAAGCUCAGUGCCUUGGGUUAACUUGGAUCUUUGUCGUUGGGAGCUGAGUGCUUUGGAAUAUCACUUGGAUCUUCUUUUAAGGUUGGAAGCUGAAUCCUUUUGAAUAUAGUUUGGGUCUUCUUUGGUUGGAAGCUUGAUCCUUAUGAGAUAUUGAUUGUUAAUCAUUUCAUGCUGGGAGCUAUAUAUGUAAUAGUAUCAAAAGUUAAGAAUACUUAUAUACACAUACCUCUUAAAUUGUUUGUGUGCUAACCUACUUAUGCUUGUUAAUCAUGGAAUAUUUCAUGUUUUUGUAUAAGGUGAUUCACAUAUGGGCAUGCAUAUCUAUAUCACAAGAGGACUAUAUCACAAGAGGAAACUCGAGCUUGCCAGUAUUCUUAAUGAUGCUCUCACAAUGAACUAAUGGUGAUAAAUCAUACAUGUUGGUAUUCUGUAGACUGCCUCCGUGGCCGAGUGGUAAAGAAUCUGCCUGGAGAGCGGAAGAUCAGGGCUUCGAUUCACCGUCUCGUCAUCCCCAAAAAUGGUUAAAAAGAUGGUACUUUUUGUUACCCUGCCUGGUGCUCGGCAUUAAUGGGCUAAAAGAAGGACUGGUCAGCAUGGAGUCAGUAUACUGUGUCUGAGGGAUGUUAAUGUUAAACUGUGGAAUGGUAUCUCAGUGGGCAGCACUAUAAAAUUCACUUCAAUGAUUCUUCAAAACAUCAUUUAUCAGUUGCAUAGAAGACUACAUGUCGUAAGUGUCCAUGACAGACAGGUACGAUAUGUUCACAUAAUCCUGACGCUAUGGCCUAAAUGUACCUAAUUCUCAAAUCAGCCUACAUGUAAAUGUAGCCAAUGAAAGAGAUAAUAGAGCAAUUAAUAGAAUGAUGAAAGAAUAACCUUGCAUACAAGACAGUUGGCAUUUAGAUUCCAAAAUUUGAGGCAAAAAGUGUCACCAACCAACAUUUCCUUGGUGCUAGUAUCUUGUUAUGACACUGCCUGAAUGUGUCAUGACAUGGUUAAACAAUGUUUUAUUUGUGUGUUGCCCUUGCACAUUGUUAUGGUUUGCUUCUAGACAUUCCACAACCUCAGCAAUUAGACAUUCUGCCAUGAAUUUGGAAAUUGCUCUAGUCUGAUCAAUCAGGGAUUUCAAAUCAUAAGGGCUACCCCUAAUUACAACAGUGUCUCACUGCACAAGGCUCCAAAGUUCACAAGAGAUGUACAGUGACUUUUCAGGCCUCUAAUUUCUUUGUUUUUGUUAUUAUUUAUACAGUUGAUUUAAAGCAGGGCUGCUCUAGUCAUGACAUCCAAGACUGCUUGUUUUUUAACCUAUCCGUAUUUUAUGAUUUAUUACAUUGAAAACCGUCUGUUACCAUAAAGAAACAGUUUCUAUUGUCAAGAGGACCAUCUGUGGUUAGAUUGUCUGACCUCUUUACACAUUAAUUGAAUAAAUAAGCCAUGACAUAUCUAUAUUCAGGUGAAAGCAUGAAUGGAUUGUUUAGCAGCUGUUAAAAUACCUUCAGGCUAGUUGUUACUAGUAUUGAUUCAGAUGCUAUAAUAAAUUGUAUUAAUCUAUACAUGCUGAAUUUUCUUGAACAAUUGUGUCACAAUAUUUGAUAAAGUGUUUUAUUCCAGAAAUAUGAUACUUACACAGAGAUUUAUCUAGGAUUUUUAGCUAAGUGCCCCUGACAGGCAAAUUGGGAAUAAUGAGUUAUUUUUUCAAUUUUUAAAUUCAGGGGUAUUUUGAGAUUGCAUCAAAUGCAAUAACAUGAAACAGAGCAUUAAACCCAGUUCCUAGUUAUUGAAUAGUAAAUACAGGCUACUUCUACAAAGCCAUAAAAUUAAUUAUUUAAAAUAUAUAUUAAUACCUGUAACAAGAAAUCAGAAAGGUUUAGUUCCAAAUUCAGAAUUUUUCAUGACAUUUGCUGCAGAUUUGGGGCCAAAAAUCAGCCUCUGAGCACGUCUAGACAAAUCUCUGUUGCAAUACGGAAACACACUUGACUGAUAAUCUCUAUGUAUGUGAUUUAUUGAUCUGAAAUAUGCUUGCUUUAUACUGAUACACACACUUUUAUGUCAUACAUGACUUAUUGCUACAAUCAACAAACUUGAGGUUCGUGACAUAUCAUUAUGGAAUAUGUACAUGGCAGCGGGUCAGUAAUAAUAUUAAAAUGUGUAGCAUGUAAUUGUUAAGAAUCCUGAAGUUUACAUUUUAGCAGUGCUGUGAUGUGCCUUACAUGGAGUGAUAAUGCAUACACAAAGUUAUUUUAUUUACAAUGCAAACUAGUCUUCAUCCUUUUAAUGAAAUAUAUUCAAUGUACUGACAAUAAAUUUACCAAACCUGA
Messenger RNA from Haliotis rufescens (red abalone), 4928 nucleotides. Its product is annotated as arylsulfatase B-like. The record is from RefSeq and is a predicted model, not a curated record. The transcript has 9 exons. Lineage: Eukaryota; Metazoa; Mollusca; Gastropoda; Lepetellida; Haliotidae. Bases 390 to 1925 code for a protein of 511 amino acids.